AUGAAUUUUGCAGGCGAAUGUCGUAUCAGCGAAAAAUUAGUGGUUCUUCGAAGAGGAAACGUUCAUGAAGUACCAAUCUGUAAUCCAAUUAUAAAAUAUCCAAAUGGUGUUCGAAUCGAAGAAGAAUUAGACGGUAAACCAGUACAGUAUAAUAAAUUCAAAUGCAUGAAACCAUUUUGUCGAAUAUGUCGAUGUGAUAUUGCUCGUGGCUUUAAAUUGGCUAGUAAAAACUCGUCGAAAGCCGAAUGUGUUUUAAAAUGCCCCAUUACAAAAUCAUUGUCGAGAAGAUGCUUUAAAUUUGGUACUGCAACUGUUUGCUAUGAUUAA
Dracunculus medinensis (Guinea worm) is the source of this 327-nucleotide messenger RNA. The record is from the annotation of a GenBank genome assembly. NCBI's taxonomy places the organism in Eukaryota, Metazoa, Nematoda, Chromadorea, Rhabditida, Dracunculidae.